Messenger RNA from Mycotypha africana, 561 nucleotides. RefSeq lists its product as uncharacterized. Lineage: Eukaryota; Fungi; Mucoromycota; Mucoromycetes; Mucorales; Mycotyphaceae. The transcript has 3 exons. The coding region runs from base 1 to 561 and encodes 186 amino acids. The record is from RefSeq and is a predicted model, not a curated record.
AUGGGUAGUAUUCAAAGCUUAAGUGAUAUACCAGAUUUUGCAAGGAUAGAAGCUCGCCAUUUAUUAUCGUCAAUCAAGUCUCUGAAGGAAGAACCCCAAAACAUUACCGGCAAAACACAUCGUACCCCAAGAGAAGAAUCCGACUUUAUAAACUUAGACCCAUAUGAUGAGGAAAACGAUGAAGAUGAAAAAAUUCCGUCAGACUUGUCAACCCACCACCAUCCUCAACGUAUUCGUGAGUACACCCUUACAUUCACAGAUUCAUUUGAGAAAAAGUUGAUGACUACGAACUUAAGUGUCUUUAUUGUUCUUCAAAUGAAUAUAGAUGGACCAUGGUGGAAUGUAUUCUCUACCUGGUUGUACGUACUCGAGUAUUGUAGUUGUUAUCUCACCAAACACGUCAAAGAGGAGGAUACAACCGAGGUUGAAGACACCUCAGAGCUAGAAUGGGUGUUGGAUGGUGUUUGUCUUUCUGAUUUAUGCCUUAAUUUCAAGACAGCAAGCUCAAACCUGGCUAAACGCACUGAUCCAGACUCUCAGAUAUUCGCCUCCUCGCACUGA